Molecule: messenger RNA, 6948 nt
Organism: Metarhizium acridum CQMa 102
Lineage: Eukaryota; Fungi; Ascomycota; Sordariomycetes; Hypocreales; Clavicipitaceae
Source: RefSeq, a predicted model, not a curated record
AUGCGUUCCUCGGGUGCCUGGUUGACAGAAUUGCGUCGCGGCUGUACUGCAAACUGGGAUGGGAAGAAAAGUUCGACCGAUCCGAAUAGUCGCCUUGAGAAGAAUCUAGUUAGCCGAAUAUUCGAUGCAUUGACACAACUUCUGGAGCCUAUCCCGGACGAUUAUAUAUUACCUGCUCAAACACUCCUGGAUCAAGUGUCGGAGCGUAACUUUUGUGUGCCUCGAUCUGAUGGAAACACUGCACAGAACGCCAGCAAGCAGAUAAUAGAGGCUGACUGUCUACCCGAAUGUCUGGUAGAAUUCGAUGCUCACAUCAAAGUGAUCGUCGAAUAUGUGUCGGCGUCGAGCUGGCCUGUUGCGCUUGAUUAUGUCAGGAAUACUAUAUACAAUGUCCGAACAACAGUAUUCCCCGAAGGUAGUUUAGCGAAUCAGGGCCAUACUCAAGAUGUUGAUGCUCCAGCUCUUGUGACGUUGAGGCUGCUAUCCUUCUUCUGGAUUGACAGCGCUAAGUUGGGGCACAUCGUUCAAGAAAUAUGCUCCAGCUACUUGCACUUUCGCAAAUCCUGUCAGUGUACAAUAGCUGUUGUUCUGCCGCUCCUCGUCACUCGUUGGAUUGAUAGAAGCCCUGAUGAAUUCGUUCGAUUACACUCACGGCAAAGGAGAUUAGAUGGUGGUGGCGACACUCUGUUCGACAUGACACAGACAGGAAUAGACCAAGGUCGUCGAAGAGCAGUCUUAUACCCGCUGCAGAUGACCCUCCUAUUGUUGCUUCCUGACGUUUUUGAGGUAGCAAGCAACUUGAGGGAAGCGAAAAGUAAUAACCUGAUCAAGAAGGUGUCCUUUUUGGACAGCCUCAGAAAGGCCCUUCGGAAUGGGAAUGAACGAGCAGCGUACUGCCUAGUAAGCCUUCUUCGAGCAGCUAGACAUUUUGAGGCUGAGAGCGAUUCUGCCUUGGUCAGUUACGCCAUGGAUGUGCAAGAUGAAAUCCGAGAAUCCGUGUUCAGCCUUUCCCAGACCAACAUUGCAAUACCACAGUUUGACCAAGAUAUGAUCACAGGAGCUUUUGUUAGUCUCGCUCAUCUUGGAUUGGACGGUAGCGUUGAGACGCUGACGAAAGCAUGUAUUUCUUCAUCUGCGCCGGACUCUUUCAAGAUCGCCGUCAUUCAAGCAUGUUCAUAUUUUGCGCGACAGUCUGAAACGACCAAGUAUUCAGCACUCCAGACACGUGUUCUUGCUCUUAUCCAAUCUGAGUUCGAGUCCGAGUAUAUGAACUCCUUCAAAGCAAGACGUGAGCUGUCACAGGAUGGCAACCGUAAGGUUUUGGAAAUCCUUCGGUAUCUCUAUGCCUCCCCUGGCCCUCUACUUCGGGAUUUGUCUGGUGAGACUGCAGAUAUGGCAUUCCUCAAGCCAUUCUUAUUUUGCGUCCUUUCUCGGGACCAAUCCAUUCGUCAGCUAGCCACAAAGGUUGCGAAUAAGCUCUUCAUUAUGAACAAAGACUCGGUGGGCACCUCUCAACUUGGACAUCGUGAUGCAACUGAAGAACUGGGAGAAAACCUCUGGAUUCGAAGUUCGUCAAUCCUUCUUGAGCUAUGCGGAGAAAUCGAAAAGGACAUUAGCCUUUCCACCAUAACGCAACUUCGGGAGUUUUUAGGCGCAAGGUCGGCGCUUCUUAAAGGCAUGCCAAUUUUAUCCCAUCUUCCCAUGAACGUGCCGGACAUUCAUCUGGCGGCGUCGAAACUGGAAACAACUUUGUUGAUAUCCAUAUGUUCUCCAAAUAUUGCCGUGUGUCAACUGGCUACUGUCUGUAUCGGCCUCUUGGUGGACGAAUGUACGCAUGUCGGUGAAUAUACUGACUCUGCAAAGCUGCUUUCUUCAACUUAUCGCAACCAACUCGUUUAUCAGGAACUUUCCUCACCAGCUUUCCAUUUUACCGGUCUUGUCGCCUUUCAGAAGAGAAUGCGGGGAUUUCUAAGACAAAUUCGACUGCCAACGCAAGGCAUCAUGGACGCUUGGGAAACUGCCUUCGACCACUGGAUUCACCUGUCCAAAGAGGUUUCUCUGGCUACGGCAGACGGUGUAGACGAUAGAAUGCUAUCAGAGUGGCGAAAUCUAUCGGGCUUUUUGGCAUCCUUGGGCGGCAUAUGCACCUAUGGAUACGCCAGCAAAUUGGAUGAGGCAAUCGGAGACUUGAAUUGGAUUGAUCGGGUAUCCUUCGAACAUCAUGAAGAGCCUCUCUUGUCAAGGUUUCUGAGACUCAGCAUCCAGCUUCUGGGUUGCAACAACAUCAAAGUGCGUGAGGCAAUGCGAGAGGUCUUAUCCACCGAGGUUUCUUCGAUUCUCUACGCGCCGCUGUUUAAGGCUCUGGAAUCAGAACUGGAAGUUUUGCUAGCCGGAGUUCUCGCAUCCCCUGAUCAAGGCCAGGAGAAUGAAGUGAUAUUUGCCGAACAAGCUGCGUCUUUGCUCAAGAUCAUGGUUGAGAAGCUCGAAAGUCCAUCUGACUUGGGUUCUAUUUCAUCAGUCCACCUCGGAGUUCUUACGUUGAGUUUUGCAAAAUUCUUGGAUGGUGCAUUGGAUGGAGUGGCAACGCUGCGUGUCAAAGUCAAGAUUUGUCAUUUGUGCGAAGCAGUCACAAAACGCAAGGAACACCUCAACUUGCGAGACGACAUUCGCAUUAGAAACCAGCUGCUAGAAUAUAUAUUUGGUUGGAUAGCUCGGCCGCAUUCUCUGAAACAAGAACAAUUGGGCAAUGGCCCUAGACAGGAUGAAUUUCGGCGUGUACAAAAGGACCUCGACAAGGCUUGCCUCAGGACUCUCGGUGAUCUCACAUUUCGCCUUCCGCUGCAGCCAGCUGAUAGCCAAUCGGAUGCUGGGAUGAGUGAACUCAAGUCGCAAAUGUUUCAUACUUAUUUCAACCGUUUCUUGUCGCUUCUCAACUACGAGACGCAGGAAAUGAGCAGACAAGAACUGCCCCUCAUGGGUAAUCGCGAUGAAGGCCUCUCGAAUGCUGAUUUGGUUAUCACUAUUCUUUCCAAUUUGCUCAGUGCGAACAUUGAUGUUGGCUUGAAGCACUCUCUAAAUAUCGGCUAUCAUGAAAACGUUGAUAUACGCGCUGCAUUUGUCCGUGUGCUAUGUAACAUUCUUACGCAAGGAACGGAAUUCAGCUCGUUGACUGAUGCAGCUGUCAGUGAUAAAUAUGUUGAACUAUUAAAUCAAACGGGCCCAACUUCAGCUGACCCCGACACAGAAAACGAAACCGAAAUUUUGCGGAGAACUUGCGUCGCUACAAAGAUGCUAUCUGUAUAUGCGAAAUGGAAAGGAGCAUCAUAUUUAAGAACGACGUUGCAAAAGGUCCUCGAGAGGCUCAUGCUGACGUCGAACGACCUAGACUUGGAACUAGACCCAGCCAGGGUGAGCACUCCCGGCGAGUUGCAAAAGAAUGCUGCGCAACUUCAGAUCGUGGCCAAGGUGUUUAUGGACGACAUAUGCGCUUCAACAUCAAAUGUUCCAAGCUCAUUUCGAAGGAUAUGCAGCAUCAUAUCUGAUGCUGUUCUUCCUCGCUUUCCCAAUGCAAAGUAUACUGCCGUGGGAGCUUUUGUAUUCCUCCGCUUUUUCUGUCCUGCCAUUGUGGCACCCGAAGCUGAAGGCCUCGUUUCAGUGGCACCGACGAAGGAAAUGAGACGGGGACUGUUACUAAUCGCAAAAAUAAUCCAAAACCUAGCCAAUAACGUUCUUUUCGGAACUAAAGAACCUUACAUGUUCCCCUUAAACCCCUUCCUUGUCCAGAACAUACAUUUGGUCACUGGGUUCCUGCGGGACAUCUCCGUGCCCUCGAGGCAGGUUGAUGCAGCUCGCCCCACGAUUGACGUAUUUGACUUCGGCUCAUGCGUGUCACUGCACCGAUUUCUGUAUGAUCACUGGGAUCAUUUGCGUCAGACACUUGUUGCAAGAGAAAGAAAAGAACAUCUGCGAACUCCGGAAGAGAUUGCCCGGACACCACCGUCAGUCUUUGAGCCACUUCGGGGUCUCAUCAGCAAUCUCGGGCCGCCGCCCCUUGCAAUCUCUUGGAACAGGCCUCAGAUAUCCUGCAAUACGCCGCCUUUGUACUCAAGGUUUCAAAACUUCAUGUUACGAAAUGCCUUUAGAAGUGCGGAGUCUUUUUUGACUGCUCGUGCCGUGUAUGACGGCGGUGAAAGCAAGGACGGUCUUUCCACAGUGUGCGUUAUACUACGGCAUAUCGAAAACGAAAGCAUCGAUUAUGAUACACUUUUGUACUGUUUUCUAAAACGCUUUCAAGAUCUGCAGGUCCAUUUCCAUUUGGGUAAACUCCGUCUUCCCAAAGAAACUAUAAGCGUGGUUAGAGAAACUCGAUUCGUGUUUCAAACCAUCACAAGAUUAUCAAAGUCCAAAGGGAAAGUUGAGGUCGUGAUCAAAGUUGGCAGCCAAUUUCUUCAAAUAACUACCGUUAAGAAGCAAGAAGUAUUAUCUGGUCUCCGCCUUAGCAGUGUCAUCAAUGACAUUUUCCGUCUAAGUGACAUAGAAGAAGCCUCAACCCCACAAGCGGAGGACGAUUCUAACUUUGGACUAAGAGCUGAUGGGGGUAAGAUUGUCAUGUUCUUUACCAGCUCCAAUGGGGCGGACAUUCUUCAGACUAUCCGUGGAGCCAAGACAAAACAAGGCAAGGACAGCAGAAUGGUAAAACCCGUUGAAAGGCUCGUCCGACCACAAGACGUCCCAGGGACCAUGCUCAACUUGGCACUUACCAACCUGUCAAGCCCAUAUCAUGUCCUUCGGUUAGCCUCUUAUAACCUCCUCGGGGCAUUGUGCCGAUCUUUCGACUUCGGUGUUUCUGGACGACUGGUUUGCAAUCGAGAUUUAGCUGUUCCUCUUGAGCCGACACGAUUUACCGUGAAUAUCAGUCAAGAAUUAGCUCAAGCCGAACCCCAACUCACAGCGGACUUUCUGACCGAGUUUUUUAAACCCCUUAGCUUGGAAUACGUGGCGCCUUGGCUCCCCGGCCUUCGCACAACAGUUCUAGUUGUUGAGGCAGACGGGGACAAAGCACGAGACAAAGUUGCAUCGCUUCUACGAAAGCUGAUAGACAUAGCUGUGUUGGACCAAAACUUGACAUACUGUCUGGCACAGUACAUCUGGCCAUGUAUUGCACAAGAUGAGCUGCUCCUUGAAAUUUUUAUGGAUGAGCUUAUCAAGGCCGCGCUUAGUUACGGAAGCAGGGCAGACACUUUAGAGAUACUGUCUUCGGUCAUGGUUGGACUUGGCACUGUUACCUUGCGGGCUAGAAUCAUUUCUCGCCUUCGCAAGGCUCUUAACAGGUCAUCGCUACGCCCGACUCGCUUACUCCAGGACAAUUCUGUCUGGGAAGAAAUCUGCAUCCUGCUUCAGUUUUGCCUGGGCUUGUCUUUUGACAGUCGAGUGCAAUCCCAGAUGUUUCUUCCAGAAAUUUUCCAUAUCGUCACAAUGUUGGCUAACACCGGGGGAAGCGAGGUACGAUUGCUUGUUUACAAAUUGCUAAUCAACUCGAUUCAUGCAAUAUGCGCUUCAUUCAGUAUAGAUGACGCAAAAUUGGUCCGGCUGCGGUCAAUUUUGGACAUCUUUGGCGACACCAGAGGAGACAUUUUCACUGCUCCAACGUCGUUGGCAAGGGACGGGGCCUCAGUAUCAACGUCACUUGACUCGGGCCCAGCUCUGGCCUUAACUGAGAAUCUUACAUCUGUAUUGUUUGAGGUCUGCUUGAUAGCUGCUCCGUCAAUGGAUAUUGCCAACGCCUGGCGUGCUCGAUGGAUGAGUCUCGUGGCCAGUACAGCCUUUCAAAAUAACCCUGCAGUUCAGCCAAGGGCAUUUGCAGUAAUGGGAUAUCUGGCAAGGGAAGAAGUGGACGAUGAUCUGCUAUACCAAGUCCUGGUAGCCCUCCGAAAUAGCGUUAGCCAGUUUGGCGAGGAUGGAAAUAGUGAAAUGCUAGUUUCCAUUAUUACAUCCUUGUCCAAGAUGAUGGCCAAAUUACCAUCCAGUUCGAGAUAUGGGCUUCAAUUAUUCUGGUUGGCUAUGUCACUUGUGCGUCUCGUACCGGCUGCCAUUUUCAACUGCGCAGCGCAAUUUCUGGGGGCCAUCCUGACGAACAUUGGCACAAUUGGCAAUGUGAGAGGAGAUAAAAUGGUCCCUCUCCUCCUUCAGUGUCGAAGCCAGUUAGAGGACGCCGCUUUGCCAUUGGACGAUGCUUACGGCAUCCGGUUUGAAGAAGAUACCUUCCACUUUGCGGUUUGUGCUUGUCUUGUUCGAGGUCUCACAGACACAGCGACCAGACCAACCGCAAUUCAGGUUCUAUCUUCAUUCUUAGAGAUGACAUCUCGAUCUCAGGACCCCGUCCCAGGGAGUCCUAAUCGUGCCAUGCAUGGGUCCCCUUACCUGGCUCUCCUGCUAGCCCGUGGCAUGCAGGAAGAUUUCAUGGACAGCUUGUGGUGGUCUGACCUUAAGACGGAAGCCAUUUCUGAUAUUCUGGACAGCCGUGGCGUGCAGGGUGUCGACAACAUGAAAGAUAAGGACCUCCUUCUAAUUUCAGCCAUGGAGCUUGUCGAUUUCCAUUGCCUGGAGGGUGCUGCACAAGCCCGCAGCCUUCGCUGGCUCAACUCCCUGGCCGAAGCCAGACCAGUCGUCUUCACGAGCUUAUGUGGGGCUUUAACAUCCGUUUUGGACGAUGUGCUGCUGCACAGCCAGGAAUCGGCGGCAUUGGAAGCCGCUCAUGUACUACUGCGAACGCUUGCGUCCGAUCAGAAAUAUGCCCAAGCAAUGGGCUCCAUGCACUCAUUAAAUAGCCAGCUUACUGAUAUGGGAUUUGGCGGGUUGUGGAAAACACCCAAACAGAGUACGGCAGAGGACGCAAAGGGAGAAUGUUUUGAGCUUACGGAAAAGCUGAUCGAGCUCAUCGUUAUGUGA